This is a messenger RNA of Macrobrachium nipponense, 522 nucleotides long. RefSeq lists its product as uncharacterized. The record is from RefSeq and is a predicted model, not a curated record. Lineage: Eukaryota; Metazoa; Arthropoda; Malacostraca; Decapoda; Palaemonidae. The transcript has a single exon. The coding region runs from base 1 to 522 and encodes 173 amino acids.
AUGAAGUGCCCCAAGACAGCAGAAGAAUGGAACUGCGUAGCAAAACGAUUCGCAUCAAAGUCGAACCACUUCAUUUGUGUGGGAACCUUGGGUGGGAAGCACGUCGCGAUCAAGAAACCCAAAGGUGGAGGAUCACUGUACUUCAAUUACAAGAAGUUCUACAGCAUCGUCUUCAUGGCCCUCUCCGAGGCAAAAUACAGGUUCCUGUUCGUCGACGUCGGUGCAGAAGGAGUUGCUGGGGAUGGAGGAACCUGGCAGAAGUGCAACCUGGCCAGGGCCAUCACAUACAACCGAGCAGGACUCCCACAAGACAGAAGUCUGCCCAACAACGACGAACCCGUCCCCUUCCACAUAGUUGCUGACGAUGCCUUCGCUCUCAAGUUGUGGAUGAUGAAGCCCUACUCCCACCAAUCACAAGAUCCCACCGAACGACUAUAUAGCUACAGAUUAUCUCGCACUCAUCGUGUGGUGGAAAAUGUAUUCGGCAUGCUGCAGAUGAGAUGCGAGUCUUCAGGACGAUGA